AAUCCAGAAGCGGGGAUGAACAUUAGUGAAAUGAUCUCCUUCUGGGGAUACCCCAGCGAGGAGCAUGAUGUGGUGACAGAAGAUGGCUACAUCCUUCAGCUCAACAGAAUUCCUCACGGGAAAGGAAAUGCUGGGUGCCAAGGUGUGAGACCCGUGGCACUCCUGCAGCAUGGUCUCCUUGCAGAAGGCAGCAGCUGGCUCACCAACUUGCCCAACAGCAGCCUGGGCUUCAUCCUCGCAGAUGCUGGCUAUGAUGUUUGGAUAGGAAACAGCAGAGGGAACACCUGGUCCAGGAGACACCAGGUCCUGACUACCAAACAGGAAGAAUUCUGGGCUUUCAGCUUCGAUGAGAUGGCUAAAUAUGAUCUCCCAGCUAUGAUCAGGUUUAUUGAGCAGAAAACAGGACAGAAACAGCUGUAUUAUAUUGGUCAUUCCCAAGGCACCACUAUAGGUUUUGUAGCCUUUUCCACUAUGCCCCAGCUGGCUCAGAAAAUCAAGGUGUUCUUUGCUCUUUCACCUGUGACCACGGUGAUGUUUUCUCAGAGCCCGUUUAGAAAACUCUCAUUCUUUUCUGACUCUGGGCUUAAGGAGCUGUUUGGCACCAGGGAAUUCCUACCACACACUGCCCUGGGGGAACUGAUCCUCUCCAGGUUCUGUGUGUGCUCAAAGGUCUGCAAGCACCUCUUGGCUAUGGUUUUUGGGUUUAACUGGAAGAACACAAACAUGAGCCGAUUCGAUGUGUACGUGGGACACACCCCGGCGGGGUCAUCGGUCCAGAACAUAAUCCACUGGCUGCAGGGAGUCCAAGGUGGGGCACUGAGAGCUUUUGAUGGGGGGCACAUGUACAACAGUCUUCACUACAGACAGGAGGGAGCACCGUUCUAUGACGUGAAGGGCAUGGAGGUGCCCACGGCCAUCUGGAACGCGGGGCAGGACUGCCUGGCUGACCCCCGGGACACUGCCCUCCUCCUCCCCCAGGUCAAAAACCUGGUACAUCACAAGCUGGUUCCCCACUGGAACCACAUGGAUUUUGUGCUGGGCCUCGAUGCCAGGGAGGUUUUGUACCAGGAAAUCCUUGACAUAAUGAAGAAGCAUCCCUAAAGAUGCUGGCUGUGCUUGAUAUGAUUUUUUUUUUUCCUGAUUUUUCUUAUAAGAUUAGUGCUGUCUCUAGAGGAUUUUGAAAUUUCUCUCUAUUUGGGCCACCUGAAUAUAGUUCAUUAAAAUGUUCUGCUUUUAACUGGAGCAGUGACAGGGCAGGGAGAGGAACCUUCAUGCUAUUCCUGGGGGCACUGCAUUGCCUUUAUUUUUCCACUUUUUUUUUUUUUUUUUUUUUUUUUUUUUGUGUGUGUGUGUGUCUUCAUCAGUGACACAAAGCUCAUUGUUGCUGUCUCAGGUCUGGCGCUGUAGUGCUUAAAACCAUCAAGGUGGAUCCAACCUUGAAAGAGAGAGAAACAGAUCCAACAGAUCUGUGGUAAAAACCACAAGAAUUAGGUUCCCAGAAUGUUUUGGGUGUGAAGGGACCUUAAAGCCCAUUCACCUUCCCCUACCCCAGCCUCCUCCAAGCCCCAAUGUCCACCCUGUCCUUGGAUCCAGAAGCAGUCACAGUUUCUCUGGGCACCCUCUGCCAGGAGCUGCCCACCCUCCCAGGAAACAAUUCCUUCCCAAUAUCCCAUCUGACCCUGUCCUCUGGCAUGGGAAGUCAUUCCCCCUUGUCCUGUCUCUCCAGGCCCUUGUAAAUAGUUUCUUUCCAGCUUUUUCCCUUCAGGUACUGGAAGGACAUCUCCCUGGAGAAAAAACAGUACUAAUGGUUUUGAAUUUAAUAAAAAUUGUCAUUAAUCACAUUUUAAUGUAGCUGGGUUUGGCCUCUUUUUUUUUUUUUUUUUUUUUUUUUUUUUUUUCCUUUCAGUGACUGAGAGGUGGUAAAUUAAUAAAUCCUGAAGAGUAAUUGCAAGUCAGCCCAGUGUGUGAUUCUGGUACAGAAUGUGUAAAAUCCAAAUAAAAGGAGCUUAGGGUACUCACAGAGUACCUGUGUCUUAGGGUUUAUCUGAGAUGUUUUGGUAAUAAGAUUGAGUGGUCAUCUCAGAGGUACUGUGAUGGGUUGAUGAUUAUUUUCUUUAGCCUGAAGGAGAGGCAGUUGUUUUACAGCAAAAAAAAAAUUGGAUGUUUCUGCCAGUAAAAAUCCUGAGGCUCAUCAGAA
Molecule: messenger RNA, 2197 nt
Organism: Cinclus cinclus
Lineage: Eukaryota; Metazoa; Chordata; Aves; Passeriformes; Cinclidae
Product: lipase member K-like
Exons: 9
Coding region: 16-1101 (361 amino acids)
Biological process (GO): lipid metabolic process
Molecular function (GO): hydrolase activity, acting on ester bonds
Source: RefSeq, a predicted model, not a curated record